Molecule: messenger RNA, 1729 nt
Organism: Anopheles merus
Lineage: Eukaryota; Metazoa; Arthropoda; Insecta; Diptera; Culicidae
Product: CDP-diacylglycerol--inositol 3-phosphatidyltransferase-like
Exons: 4
Coding region: 183-866 (227 amino acids)
Biological process (GO): phosphatidylinositol biosynthetic process
Cellular component (GO): Golgi apparatus; membrane
Molecular function (GO): CDP-diacylglycerol-inositol 3-phosphatidyltransferase activity
Source: RefSeq, a predicted model, not a curated record
AUAAACAUCGCACUUUCGCAUCAUCUUUUCCUCCCACAGCCGUACGCGAGUGAAGGUGGAAAAUCUAUCGCGCAGUUUUCAUUGCGUGCGCGCCCCGUUGUUUGUGUAGGAAAAACGGAACAAACUUGUGCAUUUACUUAUCGGUCGUGUCUCGUGUGCGAAUCCUCGUCACCUUUUGCACCAUGGAGGUCAAACAGCAGGAGCAGGAAAAUAUCUAUCUGUUCGUGCCGAACAUAAUCGGUUACGCACGGAUCGUGCUGGCAAUCGUUUCCUUCUACUACAUGCCCACGGACUAUGUAAUUGCCAGCUGGUGCUACAUCAUCAGCGUACUGCUCGAUGCACUCGACGGUCAUGCGGCGCGGCAUUUCAACCAGUCCACAAAGUUCGGCGCCAUGCUGGAUCAGCUUACCGAUCGGUGCGGCACAUGCGGUCUGCUCGUAACGCUAAGCUACUUCUACCCGAAGUACAUGUUCUGGUUCCAGCUUUCCAUGGCGAUCGAUGUCGCGUGCCACUGGUUCUAUCUGCACACGACCGUGCUCCAGGGCAAGACGUCGCACAAGUUUAUCGACAUGUCUGGUAAUCCGAUUAUGCGUGUCUACUACACCAACCGUACCGUGCUUGGCUUCAUGUGUCUGUUCAACGAGCUGUUCUAUGCAGCGCUGUACCUGCUGCAUUUCACGCCCGGGCCGCUGCUGCUGGGCUUCUCCACGUUUAAACUGCUCGCCAUCGUCUCGUUCCCGGUGGCCGUCGUCAAGACGGGCAUCUCGGUGAUUCACGGGUUCGUUGCCAGCUGCAACAUUGGCGUAAUUGACGUCGCGGAACGGGCGGCACAGCGCGAACGGGAAGCGAACAAGAAACCGCAAUAAAGGGGGUGAUGGUAUCCCCUGAAUGCGCUAAAGAAUACGGGCUGUCCCCCCUCUUUCUUUGAAGACGAUGCGGAAAUAUUUUCCCAACUUUAAAAGUGAAUGCAACGCUUGUCCCUCUCCCGGCGGACCCCGAGGUCGGGUGUUUCUAAGCGCUUCACGUAAAAAUCACUAUGCCAAAGGACAACAACAAAUGGAGAAGAAAAAAAACAAGCAUGAUAAUGUGUUUUAAAACAAGUCUAUUUAAGUGUUGUUAACUAAUAAUGUAGCUGAAACUGUGUAAAACCCCUCCACCAUCUACUGUCCCGGUGUGUUCGGUAGUCGGGCGAGAAAGGGAUCAAACAUUAUGCACCUGACCAUUAUGCAAUGUACUGCAAACAAAAAAGAAGACGAAACAAAACACAUACAAACGAUACAGCAUGUGAGAAUGAGUUGAAUAUUGUUGGAAUGCAAGAAACCCCACGAGAAGAAAGGCAACCGAUAAUUAGUAAUGCACAUUCCACAGAAGCGUCCCGAGUCAUAGAAAAUGCUCUCCAUAUUUUGCUAUCAGACUUACUCUCUUAUCCAGAUGUGUUGUGCAAGUGCACUACAAAGCUCCAGAAGCAAGCACGUUUAGCCAGUCGAGUCAAUCGUGUAGUUAUUUGUUGCUUAACGUGUAGCAUGAAGAUAUCAUCAAGCUCAUUGUCACUUACAGGUAUUGUAUCGUCAAUCGAAAAAAGGAGCUGAUGUGGCUAAUACAUUUAGGUUCGUGUAAAUGUCUCCCAAAUUGUGUAGAGAAGUAGUGAUUCGAAUACAUGUCAUCGAUGUGAUUUGUAACUCCCCGACUUUCUCGUGUGUCUAAUAAAUAAAUAGCCUCUCUCUGUAAA